Molecule: messenger RNA, 926 nt
Organism: Exophiala oligosperma
Lineage: Eukaryota; Fungi; Ascomycota; Eurotiomycetes; Chaetothyriales; Herpotrichiellaceae
Exons: 2
Coding region: 1-531 (176 amino acids)
Source: RefSeq, a predicted model, not a curated record
AUGUCGAUAAUCACUCAACUCGUCACAGCAACAGCUAUUGCAACCUUUUCACCCACUGUCCUGACCGACACCGUCACAUGCUACAUAGCCACCACGCUGCCUGCGUCAGCUGGUCAAACUGUGACCAUCAACCUCCCACCCGUCGUUCCUCCACCUAUGCCGACGACGAAAUACACACCAUCACCUCCGACUGCAGCCACGGUCACCGCGGUAGUCACAGCUACUAUGAUAGAUGUUUUUUUGCAGGACCUCAAAAGUGUCAUCUACUCUACCUGGGUUGUGUCACUGAAUCCCACCGCAAUCCCAGCUGCGAGCGGUACUCCGGCACCAUUGGUGUAUGUGGUCGAGCCGCAGAACGAUGGUGGAUGGGACACCUGGUCAACAGAUGCACGAGUCGGUUUGAUAAAGGUCAAACUUGUGGUUUGUACACCGUUGGCCCUGGAGUCGACCCAUGGAUACACCGAGCAUGGGUCAAGGGAUGUCAAUUGUGCAACCGACAAUGGUAAACGGGCCAAUUCUGCCUUACAGUAGACAGGGACAUAUCGUCGGAUAUGUCUAAAAGUCGCAGGCAAUGGUGAUGAAUACAAGAGAGCCUUCAACAAUGAGCUCAGGGGACGAUUCAGAUUCACACCGAGAUGAGAUAGAAGCUCGGGUUCUCCCAACAAGAAAGGAUCUUCAUUGUUCCGUGGUCUUGACUUGCCCUCAAAAGUGUCCUGGACGUCUUUUGCUGUUGCCUAGUGCGAUACCUAACAUGAUCUUUACAAGACGCAGUGUGAAGGCGACACAUUCAGAGGACAAAAAGUGAACUGAGUUACCAUGAGUCCAUAUUUCCUGAGAUCAGCAUCGCUUGCACUUGAAAAGUUGCAGACAAUCUCUUUCAGGAGCGGCUGGAACCUGUAUUGUAGUCCGUACCUCUAGCACAUGCA